GUACUGUCGCGAUUUGAAUAUCGUGCUGCUUUUCAAAUUCAAGUGAAAGGACAGCUACUCUUCGGAUUGUGGUCGCUUUUACACUGCCUGUUAGUGUACCAUGGCUUCUAAGCCCCAUCCUCCUUUGAUGAAGAAACACAGUCAGUCAGACCUGGUGAGCCGGCUGAAGACCAGGAAGAUACUUGGGGUUGGAGGAGAGGAUGACGAUGGAGAGGUGCAUAGGUCAAAGCUCAGUCAGAUGUUGGGGAACGACAUCAAGUAUCAGGUACGAGAGCCUGUUGGACUGAGGGUCUGGAUCCUCAUCUCUGCAGUAGCCUUCACAGUCAUGGCCUUGAUGGCCCUGGUGUUGCCCAAGCAGCUGUAUGACAUAGUGUUUGAAGAGGAGAUCAACAACACCAGUGUCUCCAUCAGACUCUAUGGGGGAGCACUGCUCAGUCUGUCCCUCAUCAUUUGGAAUGGUGUCUAUGCACAAGAGAAGAUCAUCAUCCAGUGGACUCUGCUCAGUGAAGCAUGCUACUUUGCCAUCCAGUUUUUAGUUACGUCAGUCACUCUAGUGGAGAUAGGCUCGUUGCCCAACGCUGCAAUCUUCCUCCUCCUCAGCCGAGUAAUCUUCCUCCUUGUCACUCUGCUCUACUACUACUACCUGGGCAGAGGACGACCCAAGAAGAUCUGAUGGCGAGGGGAACUUUGCUUCCAGAUGUGGGCUCUGAGGGAGGUGGGGUGUAUUGAGGGAGGCAGGUAGCCUAGUGGUUAGAGCGUUGGGCCAGUAAAUGUUGCUAGAUCGAAUCCCCGAGCUGACAAGGUAAAAAUCUGUCUUCUGCCCCUGAACAAGGCAGUUAACCCACUGUUUCUAGGCCAUCAUUAUAAAUAAGAAAUUGUUCUUAACUGACUUGCCUUUAAAAUUAAGGUUACAUUUUUAAAAAAUGUAAUGGGUUGAAAGUGUAGAAAUGUAAUGCAGUGGUGGAAAAAGUACUACAUUUACAUACUUGAGUAAAAGUAAAGACACAAUAGAAAAUGACUCAAAUGAAAGUCACACAGUAAAAUACUACUUGAGUAAGUCUAAAAGUAGCUGGUUUUAAAUGUACUUAAGUACAGUGGUGGAACAAGUACUCAAUUGAGUAAAAGUAAAUUCUAUAUAUCAAAUGACUUAUAAUAAGCAAACCAGAUGGCACAAUGUUCUUCUUUUUUUGUGUAAUUUACGAACGGACGGGCAGACUCCAACACUCAGGUCGUGUCUACACUUGACACUAACAUGCGACUUCUGCUAUCAGAAUAAGAAGAUCGCAUUGAAAAGACUGGUCUGAUUAUGUUCGUUCUGGCUAAAUGCGUUGCGUGCGGAUUUCUCCUCAGUCUGGACACAAUCAGGCUUCUGAAGGCGCAUAUAGUGGGUGACGUGAUCAGCACUCCUCACACAAGUCUGCAGAAAACGUGUGUUUUGGGACCGAGGCACCGUUUCAUUAUAACGUUGGAGGAAAUACGUUCCUAGCGGGUGAAGAUAGUGUUUGCUGGCCUCAUAAAUGCUAGCCAGCUAGCUAAUAUUUAGAAAAACUGUUUUUGCUUGGCUAGAGUUAUGCUAACCUGUUUGCAAUCCCUUUAGAGUAGAUUGCUGGCUAGUUACAGAGGUUAGCUACCGUAGUCAGCUAUUGCCAUCAGUUGUGGUGUUAUUGUCGUAUUUGGCCUAUUCCACCGUUUGUAGAAUGCAUACUGGCAUGUGCAUAUAGUGCGGGGAAAGGGAAUCCGGAGACACUGUGGACACAGUCGACACAUAUACUUUGCAUUCGGAAAGUAUUCAGACCCCUUGACUUUUUCCACAUUUUGUUACGUUACAGCCUUAUUCUAAAAUUGAUUAAAAAAACAAUCCUAAUCAAUCUACAUACAAAACCCCAAACACAUUUUAGAAAUGUUUGCAUAUGUAUCAAAAAAAAAUGUCAUAUUACAUUUAGAUAAGUGGCUGGCUUAGGAAGACUGAAAUUUUAAUUCCAAACUACAACAUUUUCAGACAAGAGAGAACUGCCAAAGGGGGCGGUGUUGCAAUCUACUGCAAAGAUAGCCUGCAGAGUUCUGUCCUACUAUCCAGGUCUGUACCCAAACAAUUUGAACAUCUAUUUCUUCUAUUCUUGGAACGACUCUCUUCUCUGUAUACAUCAAUGAGGUCGCUCUUGCUGCUGGUGAGUCUCUGAUCUGUAUACUUCUGGCCCUUCUUUGGACACUGUGUUAACAACCCUCCAGGCAAGGUUCAAUGCCAAACAACUCUCCUUCCGUGGCCUCCAAUUGCUCUUAAAUACAAGUAAAACUAAAUGCAUGCUCUUCAACCGAUCACUACCUGCACCUACCCGCCUGUCCAACAUCACUACUCUGGACUUAGAAUACGUGGACAACUACAAAUACUUUGGUGUCUGGUUAGACUGUAAACUCUCCUUCUAGACCCAUAUCAAACAUCUCCAAUCCAAAGUUAAAUCUAGAAUUGGCUUCCUAUUUUGCAACAAAGCAUCCUUCACUCAUGCUGCCAAACAUACCCUUGUAAAACUGACCAUCCUACCAAUCCUCGACUUUGGCGAUGUCAUUUACAAAAUAGCCUCCAAUACACUACUCAACAAAUUGGAUGCAGUCUAUCACAGUGCAAUCCGUUUUGUCACCAAAGCCCCAUAUACUACCCACCAUUGCGACCUGUACGCUCUCGUUGGCUGGCCCUCGCUUCAUACUCGUCGCCAAACCCACUGGCUUCAUGUCAUCUACAAGACCCUGCUAGGUAAAGUCCCCCCUUAUCUCAGCUCGCUGGUCACCAUAGCAUCUCCCACCUGUAGCACACGCUCCAGCAGGUAUAUCUCUCUAGUCACCCCCAAAACCAAGUCUUUCUUUGGCCGCCUCUCCUUCCAGUUCUCUGCUGCCAAUGACUGGAACGAACUACAAAAAUCUCUGAAACUGGAAACACUUAUCUCCCUCACUAGCUUUAAGCACCAACUGUCAGAGCAGCUCACAGAUUACUGCACCUGUACAUAGCCCACCUAUAAUUUAGCCCAAACAACUACCUCUUUCCCUACUGUAUUUUAUUUAUUUAUUUAGUUUGCUCCUUUGCUCCCCAUUAUUUUUAUUUCUACUUUGCACAUUCUUCCAUUGCAAAUCUACCAUUCCAGUGUUUUACUUGCUAUAUUGUAUUUACUUUGCCACCAUGGCCUUUUUUUGCUUUUACCUCCCUUAUCUCACUUCAUUUGCUCACAUCGUAUAUAGACUUGUUUAUACUGUAUUAUUGACUGUAUGUUUGUUUUACUCCAUGUGUAACUCUGUCAUUGUAUGUGUCGAACUGCUUUGCUUUAUCUUGGCCAGGUCGCAAUUGUAAAUAAGAACUUGUUCUCAACUUGCCUACCUGGUUAAAUAAAGGUGAAAUAAAAAAUAAAAUUUAAAUUUAAAAAAGUAUUCAGACCCUUCCUCAGUACUUUGUUGAAGCACCUUUUGCAGCAAUUAUAUAGUCUUCUUGGGUAUGACGCUACAAGCUUGGCAAACCUGUAUUUGGGUAGUGUCUCCCAUUCUUCUCUGCAGAUCCUCUCAAGCUCUGUCAGGUUGGAUGGGGAGCGUCGCUGCACAGCUAUUUUCAGGUCUUUCCAGAGAUAUUUAAUCAGGUUCUAGUCUGGGCUCUGGCUGAGCCACUCAAGGACAUUCAGAGACUUGUCCCGAAGCCACUCCUGGGUUGUCUUGGCUAUGUGCUUCGGGUUGUUGUCCUGUUUGGUGAACCUUCGACCCCAGUCUGAGGACCUGAGCACUCUGGAGCAGGUUUUCAUCAAGGAUCUCUCUAUACUUUGCUCCGUUCAUCUUUCUCUUGAUCCUGACUUGUCUCCCAGUCCCUGCCGCUGAAAAACAUCGCCACAGCAUGAUUCUGCCACCAUGCUUCACCGUUGGGAUGGUGCAAGGUUUCAUCCAGAUGUGACACUUGGUAUUCAGGCCAAGGAGUUCAGUCUUGAUUUCAUCAGACCAGAUAAUCUUGUUUCUCGUGUUCUGAGAGAGUCUUUAGGUGCCUUUUGGCAAACUCCAAACAGGCUGUCAUGUGCCUUUUAAUGGGUAGUGGCUUCCAUCUAGCCACUACCAUAAACGCCUGAUUGGUGGAGGGCUGCAGAGAUGGUUGUCCUUCCGGAAGGUUCUCCCAUCUCCACAGAGGAACUCUAGACCUCUGUCAGAGUGACCAUCACCUCCCUGACCAAGGCCCUUCUCCCCCGAUUGCUCAGUUUGGCUGGGCGGCCAGCUCUAGGGAGUCUUGAUGGUUACAAACUUAUUCCAUUUAAGAAUGAUGGAAGCCACUGUGUUCUUGGGGACCUUUAACGCUGCAGAACUUUUUUAGUACCCUUCCCCAGAUCUGUGCCUCACCACAAUCCUGUCUCGGAGCUCUACGGACAAUUCCUUCUACUUAAUGGCUUGGUUUUUGCUCUGGCAUGCACUGUCAACUAUGUGACCUCAUAUAGAUGGGUGUGUGCCUUUCCAAGUCCUGUCCAAUCAAUAUAAUUUACCACAGGUGGACUCCAAUCAAGUUGUAGAAACAUCUUAAGGAUGAUCAAUGGAAACAGGAUGUACCUGAGCUCAAUUUAGAGGCUCAUAGCAAAGUGUCUGAAUACUUAUAAGAAUUUUGUAAAAACUUGUUCUUGCUUUGUCAUUAUGGGUUAUUGUGUGUAGAUUGAUGAGGGGAAAAAAUGUAAUCCCUUUUAUAAUAAGACUAACGUAACAAAAUGUGGAAAAGGUGGAGGGGUCUGAAUACUUUCCGAAUACAAUUCCAUGAUCAGAAUCAUAAAGCUGCAUGAAGUUGUCAAGUCUAGACACGGCCUCAGACAUCAUUUACAAACACAGUGUUUAGUGAGUCCGUCAGCAGAUCAGAGGCAGUAUGGAUGACAAAGUGUUAUAUUGAUAGGUGUGUGAAUUGGAACACAUUGCUGUCCUGCCUGAGCUUUUGAAAUCUGGGUAAAAUGUACAUUUUUUUUCAGGAAUGUAGUGGAGUAGAAGUUGUAAAAAUAUAAAUAGAUACCCUCAAAAAUUACUUAAGUAGUACUGUAAAGUAUUUUUACACCACUGGUAAUCUGUACGGCUGACAUGCUUUACGUAAGUCAUGACAGACACUAAUGCCUGGUCUACACAAUAUAUUUAUAUCUGAAAGUACUGUGAUGUUAUGUCCUCCUGAACAGGGAUGUGGGAGGGGCUUGGUGCGUGUAUGGGUUAUUAUAUGCAUCCAGCCCCUUGCUAUACUAGACCCCAGAUUUGGUUAUUACCACAGCAGUCAACACAUGGUGGUGUCAUAAUCUGUUCUGUAUAUGGAAAUGAGAAAGGGACUGAUUGUGAAAAUGUACAAAGAGAUUAAGUCAUGCUCCUCCAAAUACUGUACACUACUUGUGUGUGGAACAAGAUUCAGAUUAAAAAAUGUUGUCGUUGUGAAGAAGGGGGCAGAAAUUUGCAGUAAGGUUGUUCUGGUACUGUACCUCCCAGCCUACCAGUCACUGUACCUCCCAGCCUACCAGUCACCAGUGGGUGUGUCACAAAUAAUACCCUAUUUCCUAUAUAGUGUACUACUUUUCACAAGAGAGCUAUAGGCCCUCAUCAAAAGUAAUGCACUAUAGGAAAUAGGGUGCCACUUGUAAUAGGCCCGAGAUGUACAGAGUAAAUUGAAACACUAGGCUGUGUUUUUAUGUCCAGUAAUUUUGCUUUGUUUUUAAAUUGCAGUAUUGAGUGUGCUCUGAUCUGUGGGUAGAGUUACAUUUUGAACAUGCUGUGACUUCAAGGACCAAGAGUUUUUUUUUACUUGUGUUUUUUUGUUUUUCUCAAUUUUGAGGUUUUUUUCACGUUUUUUACUGUGCAUGAAGUGAAUUCUGUAUACAUUUUCUCUCUCGCUCUUAUCACUUUCUAUCAGUCCUCCAAAUUAAACACAGAAUGUCACGACACUCUGUUUUAAGGGUGUGGAGUGUAAUAGCAUUAUAGCCAUAGAAAUACAGGCACUAGAAUGGACAUUCAAGUCAGUUAUUCUAUUUCAAUGAUCAGUCCUGCUGCCUUGUAUCUAAGCUUAGAGUUGAUAUAAAAUGCUGACUCCCAAAAGGUGAGGCAAAUUCCAGCUGACAGACUGGUGACAUAAAGUGUGGAUCAGUGUCUGUAUUAUUGUCUGUUCUCAAUGCUUCCUGGAUCAGAACAUUGAGGGAGGUCAGAGGUCAGCUUUUCAUUCUGUCCAAUGGGCAUAGAGGUCACAUAUGAUAGAGAGAACUCAUCUACUAACAUGUUAUUGAGAGUGAGCUUACAAUAUGGGGCACCUAGGGAAUCAAACACUUUUUUUCUGGGAUAAAAACCUUUUUAAUUCAAUUAUCUGUCAAGAUUUUUGACCAAAACGAAUCCACUAAUGACAAGAUGUUUAUAGGCCUACUGUACACAAAAAUACAUAGUGCCGCUCCAUAGCAGCUUGGACAGUGUACAUUCUCACAGCCAUUGGUUACUGAUGAUCAUAUCUCCUGUUGGUAACAAUACAACUUCAUUGGUCCAACUGUUACCGAACCAAACCAUGCACAUUUUGUAUGGAAUGUCCAUACCAUCAUGGUUAAAGGCAGAGUAAUAAUAAAGGCAGAGCUUGAUCUUGAACGGUACACUUAAAAAAAAAACUGUGCGCUUAAUGUGACCAGCAGAGUAUGUCUGUGUUAUGUCAGGAACUUCUGUAUCUGUAAUGUAGCACACUUUAAUAGAUAGCUAUAUUAGCUAUCUAUUAAAGCUAGCUAAUAUCUGUCUUUAGUCUUGCCUUAAAACCGUUAAAAGAACAAUCACAACCUACACACAAUUCACUUGGUACUUGUAAAUAAAGUAGCCACAUACUGUAUUGCUGCCAUGUGGUGUAGUUCCUUUGAACAGAAAAGGGAACGUAUAGAUUCUAUAGAUCAUUAGUUGAAUGUUUUCCAAAGGUGAAUUAAAGGCCCACUCUCUGAUUUUAAGGAGUGAUCGUGGAAUGGUUUUUAACUAAGCAGUGACUGGAGUCUAAGCCCUAUUUAAUUGUUUUUCAUUUAAGUGAUAUGUGUCUUGUUUUGAUGAUAAGUUAGUUGACAAUUGCAUGCAAUAUAGUCCCUUGUGUACAGGAAUGUAGCAUGUGUCUUUUGUAGCACACUAUACUGUAAUAAAGGCUAGUAAGUAAGUACA
This is a messenger RNA of Oncorhynchus masou masou (cherry salmon), 7140 nucleotides long. RefSeq names its product tumor protein p53-inducible protein 11-like. The transcript is spliced from 6 exons. The record is from RefSeq and is a predicted model, not a curated record. NCBI's taxonomy places the organism in Eukaryota, Metazoa, Chordata, Actinopteri, Salmoniformes, Salmonidae. Bases 101 to 673 code for a protein of 190 amino acids.